Molecule: messenger RNA, 1432 nt
Organism: Contarinia nasturtii (swede midge)
Lineage: Eukaryota; Metazoa; Arthropoda; Insecta; Diptera; Cecidomyiidae
Product: ankyrin-3
Exons: 8
Coding region: 44-1240 (398 amino acids)
Biological process (GO): neuronal action potential; negative regulation of delayed rectifier potassium channel activity
Cellular component (GO): axon initial segment; synapse; membrane
Molecular function (GO): transmembrane transporter binding
Source: RefSeq, a predicted model, not a curated record
UAUUUUUCUAUAUGUCUAAUCAUAUGCACAAUUAUUAGUGGCGAUGCAACAAGGACAUGACAAAGUGGUUGCUGUUCUAUUAGAAAGUGAUACCCGGGGCAAAGUACGUUUGCCAGCCCUUCAUAUCGCGGCGAAAAAAGAUGAUGUCCGAGCCGCAACACUUCUGCUGGAGAAUGACCACAAUCCAGAUGUCACUUCAAAAUCUGGCUUUACGCCACUACAUAUUGCAAGUCACUAUGGAAAUGAAGCAAUUGCUAACUUACUCAUUCAAAAAGGUGCUGACGUCAAUUUUCCAGCUAAGCACAAUAUUACGCCAUUGCAUGUGAGUUGCAAAUGGGGAAAGUCAAAUAUGGUAUCGUUACUUCUGGAAAAAGGUGCAAAUAUCGAAAGUAAAACGCGUGAUGGUCUUACCCCAUUACAUUGUUCUGCAAGGUCGGGACAUGAGCAGGUUGUCGACAUGCUUUUGGAACGGGGUGCUCCAAUCAGUGCAAAAACUAAAAAUGGAUUGGCGCCUUUACAUAUGUCCGCGCAAGGUGAACAUGUUGAUGCUGCUCGAAUUCUCUUGUAUCAUCGUGCUCCUGUUGAUGAAGUUACUGUCGAUUAUUUAACUGCACUUCAUGUUGCUGCACAUUGCGGACACGUACGCGUUGCAAAAUUAUUGUUGGAUCGUAAUGCUGACGCCAAUGCACGGGCACUAAAUGGAUUCACCCCACUUCAUAUUGCUUGCAAGAAGAAUCGAAUAAAAGUUGUUGAACUCUUGCUUAAGCACGGUGCUAGCAUAUCAGCUACAACUGAAAGUGGAUUGACCCCGCUUCACGUUGCGUCGUUUAUGGGAUGCAUGAAUAUUGUUAUCUACUUGCUGCAGAAUGAGGCGAGUCCAGAUCAACCAACAUGUCGUGGAGAAACACCUCUGCAUUUGGCUUGCCGUGCCAAUCAGACCGAUAUAAUUCGAAUUUUGUUGAGAAAUGGAGCUCAGGUUGACGCACGUGCUCGAGAGCAACAAACAGCAUUGCAUAUUGCAUCGCGGUUGGGAAAUGUUGAUAUUGUUAUGCUUUUGCUUCAGCAUGGAGCCCAGGUUGUCGACAAUACAACACGUGACAUGUAUACUGCCCUACAUAUAGCUGCAAAAGAAGGCCAGGAUGAGGUGAGAAAUCUUAUAUCAAAAAAAAUAAUGGAUCACAUCGACACUAUUUACUCUAUGCAAUUGUUUUGGAUUCGACACCAAGAAUUCUUUAUUUGAGAGUUCUACGAUGAAGUUUUUACGAAUUAUAAAUAUAUAUUUUUUCGCACUUUAUGAAAGUUUUGUGCAAUUCUAUUUGCAAAACAUCCUAAUGAAAAGAUCGUUUUUUUAGUGUGUAAAUUUUCUCUUAUAUUUUUUUGUAAUUUUCAUUUCACUUAAUAAAUUUACUCAAAUGUUUGUAUUUUAUUUUAA